UUCAUGCCCUCCUCGCCUUGCAGAGGAUUGUGAGAAGUGUUGAAUCAUGCAGGAAUGCAAGCCUUAUACUUGUGAGAAAGAGGAGACGUCGCUUUUUUUUUUUAAGAAAAUGUUUCCAAUUAGCGCCACGGUUCAGCUGUUUGACAGUCUACGCGGUGUAUUUCACACUAUUUCGUGCGUUUUUGCAGUUAACGCGACGCAGCGAGACAAGCUUGUAGCGUUCAGAAAAGACGAGCCUGCUUAAUUUAAUGUGCAAUCGUAUCACUCACGCUAAUAAGCAGUCUGAAGGAGUCUUUUGCUACGCGGUGAGUUUUCUGUGGGGAAAAAAAAGAGAGCAGAUAUCAUCUGAGGGCUCAUCAACGAAAGCAUGACCAGGGAUCAGCAGCAUACUGUCCCCUCCCACACUGCUCCGGUCGAAUGAAUUAACCUCCAGCUCAGCACACAGCCAAUCACAGCGUGGAACCCCAAGGGCCGGCUAGCAGAGAGGAACCGCAGCCCUCCGCUGCGUGCACGCCCGUUUGUCCCGUCAGGUAAUCCUGGAUGAGCCCACACGUCUGUCCCCCACUGUCCAGUCCAGUAUGAGGAGGCAAUGAAGGGGUACCAUGUAAGCAGAAGCCUCUCCCAGCACUCCGCUCCGGGACCAUGCCACUGCAUACCAGAGGACUGUGACCUUCCCCCCGAAUGCAUGCCCCUGACCCAGGACCCCCGCGCUGCUUUCGAACCCUACCCGGGGCUGGGGGACCACCACCACUACUACCCCCCUCCCGCGGAGCUGAGCGGGGGCACCUUCCCUCGCUCGCUGCCCAGCCAGAGCUACGACUGUGAGGAAUGCCUGGCCUCUCACCACCCCCCUGCUUCUCUGCAGCUCUCGCUGGGAGGAGGGGGGAAGAUCCAGCGCCUGCCCCCGACGCUGCUGGACCAGUUUGAGAAGCAGCUCCCCUUCCGUCCCGAAGGCUUCCACACCCUGCAGUACCAGCGCGGCGCUAGCGGGGAGCAGCGCAGCGAGAGCCCCAGCCGGAUCCGACACCUGGUCAACUCGGUCCAGAGACUCUUCGCCAAGUCCCACUCCCUGGAGGCGCCCUUAAAGAGGGAGUACAAUGGGACGAGGGUGGCGCCAAGGGGAGAGGAGGGGUACCCCCCGCACCCCCAGCACUACCCCCGCCAGCACAGGCGGAGCAAGAGCCGCGAUCGCAAGGAGCUCCGGCAGCGCAGCAGGACGGCCGGCUGGUGGAGCUCGGAUGACAAUCUGGAAAGCGACAGCAGCUACCUGGUGUCAGGGUCCGGGGGCAGCAGGGCGGGGCCCCCGCCGGGCUCCGAGGGGCCGGACAGCAGCGCCCCGACCCUGAAGUCCCUCAAGGGGAAGGCGCUGCAGCAGCUGCAGGGGGAGUGCAUGGCUUGCAGCAGCAUGGCACUGGCAGGGGAAGGAGGGCUCUCCCUCAAGAGGAACAACUGGUCAUCCCUGACGGUCAGCCAGGCUCGGGAGGGGUACCCCGGGUCCGGACUGGGCUACGACAAGGCGCUGGUUCUGCACGAGCCCGGCAAGACCAAGGAGCGGGCUUACCACUUCCUGCAGGUUCCCUCGGACGAUUGGGGUGGGGGGUACCCCACGGGAGGCAAGCUGGGGGGGGAGAUCCCGUGCCGACGCAUGCGGAGCGGAAGCUACAUCAAGGCCAUGGGGGAUGACGACAGCGGGGACUCGGACGCCAGCCCCAAACCCUCCCCCAAGACCGGGCCGAGCACGCAGAGAGAGGCCUUCCGACGCUCCAUCAGCAUGGACCACCGCAGCCCCUCCAGCAACUACUCCUCCUGUAAGCAGUGCUCCGACUACCCCAGCUGCACCACGCCCAAGGUCAACUUGAGGGCAUGCAGCUACAGCCGCUCCCUGACUGCCACGCAGCUCGGGGAGGCUCUGAUGCAGCGGCAGUUCGAGGGGAUGUAUGAGUCUGUUUACGGGGAGACCGAGUCGCAGGCUGUGGACGCUCUGGACCUGCCCGGCUGCUUCCGCACGCGCAGUCCCAGCUACGUCCGCGCCAUCCAGGCCGGGGUCUCCCAGGACGACGACUGCCUGUCCGUCUUCAGCCUGUCCAACCCGCAGGGCCACGGCAAGACAGGCAACUUGUUCCCGCACCGCAAGCACCCCCCUCCAGUCCCCCCUCGAAUCUCCAAACCCAUGAUCUCCAUCACAGCCCAGAGCAGCACAGAGUCACAGCAGGACAGCUACCCGCCAGACCAUCCCAAACCCCAACCCCGCAGCAACUCAACGGAGAGCCUGGACGUGGGGCGCUUCUCCCGAACCGCGGACCGGAGCAGCAAACUGCACAGCAACUCGGCGGACAACCUUCUGGAGGGGGUCCGGGGCUACCAGGGGACCCCCUCCUCGGGGCGCCCCAAACCACCGCACAGCAGCUCCGCAGACAGCGUGCUGGACAGGGCUCCAGCCACCCCCAAAAACAACAGCCUGAAGAUGCCCGGGAGCCAGGAGCACAAGUCGGAGAGCAGGGGGAGGAAGUGGAGGCCGUCCAUCGCAGUGCAGGUGGACAGCUCGGACUCUGACUCGGAGAGCAAAGCCCUCAGGGAGUUCCACUCCAUCGGUGUGCAGGUGGAGGAGGACAGGAGACGGGCGCGGUUCAAGCGUUCGAACAGCGUGACGGCGAGCGUGCAGGCGGAUCUCGGGUGCGAGGGCGUGGCCACGGCGGACAAGGGGCUGCAGUUCGGACACUCCUUCCAGCGCCACUCCUCCGAGCCCGAGUCCGUGGGCCAGUACGGCGUGUACCGGACCGUCCACACGCAGGGAGAGUGGGCGUACCGCGAGGACUGCCAGCCCCUGGAGAGCGGCUGGAGCGAGGGGCCCCCCAGCCGGCCAUCCUCCGCCCGCGACGGGGAGCACUUCCUGAAGAGGCUGCAGGCAGAGGUGGAGAGGAUGGAGGGAUGGUGCCAGGCCAUGGAGAGAGAGGCGGAGGAGAGCGACCUGGGGGAGGAGGUUCUUGAGAUGGUCCGCUGUGCGGUGGGCAGUGCCCAGCUUCUGAUGACUCAGAAGAUUCAGCAGUUUUUCAGACUGUGCCAGCAGAGCUUGGACCCCUCUGCGUACCCCCAGCCCACUCCUCAGGACCUGGCUGGACUCUGGGAUCAGCUGCAGCUCUCUAUCGAGGAUGUGCGGCUCAAAUUCCAGGAGCUUCAGAGACUGAAGGACAGAGGCUGGAAAAUCCCUGAGAGGAAGGAGGAUAAGAAGAUUCCUCCUCUGUUACCAAAGAAGUCAGCGGGUGGUGUGAGUGGCAGUGCUGUCACGAGUGUCAGUCUGGGAAGCCUCAGCAUGGGGGGCAGCCUGGGGUCCCGGGCGGGGAAGGUGCUGCUUCCCCAGGACCGAUCCCUGGACCUGGUAGGGGACCGGCAGAGGCAGGAGGCCAGGUGGAGGCUGCUAGCUGGAAAACACACCGCGUCCUUCCGGCAAAACUCAGCCACAGAGAGCGCCGACAGCAUCGAGAUCUACAUCCCGGAGGCCCAGACCAGGCUGUGAACCACAGAGCCUCGGAGCCACGGAGCCAGCCCAGCCUCGGCACUCUCUCUCCCCCUCUCUCCCCCAGCACAGCGCCUCAGCCGACCAGCCUGCCCAGCUCGCUUUUACAUUUCAUGUCAUUUCAUUCCGUGGGUUUGUUUCAUUGUAUUUGCGACCAGUGCAAAAAUAUGCUCCCAUUUCUUUUAAUUAUUUUUUUUCUCCUAAAGAGAAUUAAAUCAACCUCUUGUUUCAACACCAGUAAAUAAUGGUGUGCUCCAGCGAAGGCUUAGUAAAUUGGGCCAUUUUAUAUAUCAGCUGCUUUUUGUGGGCGUGUUCCUCACCGCGUUCAUCGUUAUCUCUGCUGCACUGAGAAAAAACAAGGAAAGCACUUCUACAGACACAGACCCACAACACAACUCACAGAGCAGUGAGCUGGGAGCUGACAGACCCACAACACAACUCACAGAGCAGUGAGCUGGGAGCUGACACACACAGACCCACAACACAACUCACAGAGCAGUGAGCUGGGAGCUGACACACACACAGACCCACAACACAACUCGCAGAGCAGUGAGCUGGGAGCUGACACACACAGACCCACAACACAACUCACAGAGCAGUGAGCUGGGAGCUGACACACACAGACCCACAACACAACUCACAGAGCAGUGAGCUGGGAGCUGACACACACAGACCCACAACACAACUCACAGAGCAGUGAGCUGGGAGCUGACAGACCCACAGACCCACAACACAACUCACAGAGCAGUGAGCUGGGAGCUGACACACACACAACACAACUCACAGAGCAGUGAGCUGGGAGCUGACACACACAGACCCACAACACAACUCACAGAGCAGUGAGCUGGGAGCUGACACACACACAACA
Messenger RNA from Acipenser ruthenus (sterlet), 4382 nucleotides. Its product is annotated as disks large-associated protein 3-like. The coding region runs from base 590 to 3514 and encodes 974 amino acids. NCBI's taxonomy places the organism in Eukaryota, Metazoa, Chordata, Actinopteri, Acipenseriformes, Acipenseridae. Gene Ontology annotation, biological process: signaling. The record is from RefSeq and is a predicted model, not a curated record. The transcript has 12 exons. Gene Ontology annotation, molecular function: molecular adaptor activity. Gene Ontology annotation, cellular component: postsynaptic specialization; glutamatergic synapse.